CUUAUGAUCACAUAUCAUUAUUUGUCAAUAAAGGCAAUUUUGGUUGUACAGAGGUUUUAAACAAUUUUGUGAAAUAAUGUCGAAGGAACAAACUCCACUCUCACAGAAUGGACAGUCCCCUACGAUGUAUAAUGAGCCACCUCCAGCUUACCCAGGAAAUUACAACCAACCUGGUGGAUAUCCUGCACAGCGAGAAUCCACUGGGUAUGGAACACAACAAUCUAAUCCGACCGUUGUUGUCACUGGGCAGCCGACAGUUCUUAUACAACAAUUCAGAGAGGCACCUGUUCGUACCCAUUGUCAAAGCUGUGGAGCAGACAUCCUAACGUCAACUCACUAUGAAACGGGAACAAUGACAUGGGUUGUUGCUGGUGUGAUGUGUAUUAUAGGGUUAUGGAUUGGGUGUUGUUUAAUCCCUUUCAUCCUGGAUGCCUGCAAAGACGUAAUCCAUACUUGUCCUAGCUGUCAUAAAAUGGUUGGCCGCUACAACAGGAUGAACUGAGAUGCGGAAUGAUUUAAUGUUUCAACUAUAAUGAUAGGACUAACACAUAGAAAAAUAUUUAAAAAUAAAAUACUGGACAUUCAG
This is a messenger RNA of Mytilus californianus (California mussel), 586 nucleotides long. Its product is annotated as LITAF domain-containing protein-like. The record is from RefSeq and is a predicted model, not a curated record. Gene Ontology annotation, molecular function: zinc ion binding. Bases 77 to 502 code for a protein of 141 amino acids. Lineage: Eukaryota; Metazoa; Mollusca; Bivalvia; Mytilida; Mytilidae. The transcript is spliced from 3 exons.